GGGGCGGGCCCAGCGCCCGGAAGAGCCGCGGCGAAGGCUGCGCAGAGUCGCCGACCGGAGGGAGCGAACGGGCCGGAGCCACGGGGCGCGCCCAGGAUGGACAAGCUGAAGACGGUGCUGAGCGGGCAGGACUCCGAGGACCGGGGCGGCCUGUCCGAGGUUGCUGAGGCGGCGUCGCUGAGCUGGGGCACCAGGAUAAAAGGCUUCAUCGCAUGUUUCGCCACCGGAGUUCUCUGCUCUCUGCUGGGAACCCUGCUGCUCUGGGUGCCGAGGAAGGGGCUCUACCUCUUCGUGGUGUUUUACACCCUUGGUAACAUCGCAUCAAUCGGGAGCACCAUCUUCCUCAUGGGACCAGUGAGACAGCUGAAGCGCAUGUUUGAACCUACGCGCUUGAUCGCCACCAUCAUGGUGCUGCUGUGUUUUGCACUCACCCUGUGUUCUGUCUUUUGGUGGCACAAGAAGGGACUGGCGCUCAUCUUCUGCAUCCUGCAGUCCUUGGCCCUGACGUGGUACAGCCUCUCCUUCAUACCGUUUGCAAGGGACGCCGUGAAGAAGUGUUUCACUGUGUUUCUGGCGUAACCACCAGUUUGCAAGGCUGAGGGAGGUGUUCCGGCUGGAAGCUGGCAGACAGUUUUGUAAAUACCUCGUGAACCUCUGUCCUACAGACACGUGCCUUCUCUCUUGCAGCAAUGUGUUGCUCGCGAGCACCUGAGGGUUGCUUUUGGAGGCAGUGUUGUUCCCAAAGGCAAACAUCUAGCGCAGUAGGAGAGGUGGGUCCUGUCCUCACUGCCUGGAAUCCUCCUCGUGUGCCCGUUGCCUACUGGACGGCAUUCCACUGAGUUCUCCGAAGUUAAACCUUAAGCAGGAGCAGCAACGCCAGAGCAGCAAAGCCUUGGGACCAGAAAAGGCACGCCGGUGAUCCCCGGUGGUGACAGGCAGCCCGUGAGUGAUGGCAGGGGUGCACAGGAAGGGCCAGGGCUCUGGGCCAAUACGGGCUCAGUAGACAUGUCCCUCAGCAUGGAGACCACCACCCCUGCCCCGCACACCUGGACAUGCUUGCACCCUGGGGUCUGGGACAGCAGUUCUGCCCUCCCGAUGGCCUAACACAAGCCCGUGGAGAGCCUGGCUGUCAAGCAGAGAGGAGCCCUUUGGUAACAGGUGUUGUUUUAAAACCUGACCCUCGGCGCCCCUGGGCCCCACUCCCACGCCUCGCUGUGAGGGUGCUUUCUGCCAUUCGUGCACGCUUCUUCUCUCCUGGGUCUCCUCCUGUCCCUGCCUCUGUAUCUUUACCCAUGACCUCCUGGAACUAGAAUGAGAGCAAAGCAGCAGGAAAUGCUGCUCUUUCCUUCUGGACAAGAGCUGGCGGGGGUGCGGUCAUGUUGCCGUCUGCUGUGUUUCUUUUCAUCAUCCACAAAUGUUUGCUUUUAAACUGGUUGUGUUUUCUGUUCUCCCAAGAGGGGGUCCUAGGGAGAGCGGGUGGGAGGUCAGCCCCACGUGGGAACGGCAGGAAGUGGGCACGCCUGCUAGUGCCCUGGAAGCAGUCCCAGCGUCCAUCCUGCAGCCUGUGCCAGACACGCUGGAAGACACAUGGGCUGUGGCCAUCGUGGCUCAGCCUGCUGCCCAGCCACGUGCCUGUAAGCCUUGAUCCGUCCCGUCCUGGAGGUGGUGACUGUCACCUCACUGUGCAGUCACAGAAGCCAAGGCGCACGGAGGUCCCUGGCUUCCCCUAUAGUCACAGUCUGGGCAGAGCUGAGCCUCGUGUCUGGGCGCCCCAGCCUCCAUCUCCUUCGUGACCCCAUUUCCCAGUGUGGCCCUGGAGGUGCUCCUGAACCGCACUACCUUUUCUGUCAGCCAAGCCCGUGCCUUUUCUGGUCCCAAUCUCCGUGUCACUGCCUUGGCUCCCCCCUGGUCUGCCUUGGGGGUGCUUCCCCUGCAGUCUGUAGGAUCUCUGUCCAUUGUUCCUGUGGGUGCCCUCUCAGCUCCUUUCUGCUGCCCGACUGUCACAAGCACCCUGUCUUGAUUUCCGCAGCCCUGGGCAUGCCGGGGCUCACAGCUGCCCUGCAGGUGGGGUCUGCUGGGUUUGCCUUUCUGGGCCUCUUGGGCUCUUGUUCCGGGAACCUCCAAACCAGAGGCCCUGGUCGGCCGGUUAUCUCCCUGCUUGUGGCUGUGGCCGAAUUCUUUCUCUGGCUGCAGCUGAGCUGUCAGACCAGCGAUCAUUUUCGUCUUGGCUGGAGUGGUAGGAACAGGUCCCAGGGGACCACAGUGAGGAGCCAGUCUUUCCAGGCCCUUUCUGGGCUAUUGUAGGCAUCCUGUCUUAGGCUAAGGUCCAUAACCUGCCUUCAGCCAAGAAGGGAAAUUAUAUGCCCCCUCUGGUUUUGUGGGGUUCUUUCACAUCUGCGGUGCCUCUCGGAGAUGGCUCAGAUCUCAGUGGGCUCUAGGAUGGGGCCUGCAGGAGGUCAGGGAGGUCAUCGCUCCGCUAGCACUACGUGUCCAGCCGUGGGCAUUGGCCUGCAUCAUCUCGCUGAAUAUUCACAGUAGCUUUGCCCAGCUCGUGGCCCUGUCCCCGUUAUCAAGGAGAAGGAGCAGCCUCAGAGAGGGCAGGGCAUCUGCCAGUCCCAGCAGAGGGCGUUGGCUCUCGCAGAAGGGCUUCUGCUUUGCCGUGACUGCUCGCCUGUGGCCCGGGCAACUCCUGUCUGGACACUGUUGGCAGCCUUUGGACGACCCUGCCCUCCAGGGUGUCCCAGACUCCUGCGUGUUUCCUUCUGCUACCUUGGCCUUUGGCUGCUUCCCUGCUUGGCUACUGGGCUGUGGGAGGAACAAAUCCAUUUCAAAUCUGCUGAAAGCUGUUGCCAAGCGACAGUGUGGCAAAAAGCGGCCUGGUGGGUGCGGGAGGAGUGGAGAAUCCCGGCUUUGGACCCUGGGGCUGGUAGUGGUCUCUGUUUCCCUGCUCCCCUGCCUGCCAUCCUGCCCCUUUCCCUGCUGGCUGGAGGGGAGAUCACCGUGGGGGUGACAUGCAGGUGGGAAAUGUGCUUGCCUGUGGCUUCGCUUCAGAGCCCCGAGCCCUCUGCCCUCCAGGCCUGGGGAGCCCCCUCCGUGCCCUCGGCCCCUCAGAGAUGCUUGUUGGCUCCUGGGCAGGUCUGCUGACAGCUCCGGGCCUCCAUCUCCUCUCUACCCAAGAGGUUUUCCCUUUUGCUGAAUGUGCUCUGGGAACCUCUGGUUCCUCCAGACCCUGCUGGGGGGGCCCCUCCGCCCCCUGCAGACAGGCUGCUCGCCUCUGGGUGGGCACAGUCCCCAGUGUGCAUGCCCUGGGGCGGUACCUGGGUGGAGCACCCUUGCACCACUCUCAGGGUUAUCUGCCCGAGUGCCCCUCCCUCCUGCCCCCACCUGUGCUUGGAGAACCCGAAAUAGAGUCAUGAGCACCUCUGAUAAGAUUGCUUUGGAGAGUUCCAUCAGGAAAGACCAUCAAGAAGUGGGUGUUACCUUAAAAAAGGGUGUGGGGGGUGCUGGUUUGGGCGCUUCUGCUUCUGGUCAGUUCCAUGAGGGCGAUGAGCGCUGCGGCUGGGGGCUGAGACCCGGGCAGCCAGCGGGGAGCGGAGCGGCGGCCUCCGCGCGGGGCCCCUUCUGCGCCAGGCCCGCCUUCUCCCCCCUCAGGAGCGUCUAAGUCGGCUGCAGCAGUACAAUAUUUAAAAAUUCACAGCCUGUCCUUCAACUUCAUUUUCAGCAAAUGAACAAACAAAAGGCCAGUGUUUAAGGUUUGUGAAGCCGUGUUGGAUUUUUGGCAAAUUCUUUUUUUUUUUUUUUUUGAUGUUUAAGAUGUGCUGUAGUGUGCAGAUAGCUUAUUUUAGAAAGUAAAUGAAGUUACAGAUUUAUAUCUGUGUAGCUUAUAAGAUACUGACAAACUAAGUGAAUUCUGGAUGUUCGGAAAUUCUUAUUUAAAAAGUUGGCUGGGAGGUUAAAUUACAUGACUUUAUAAGUACCCUGUAGUUCAAAAUCGUAUGAAAUUCUGAGAUCUUGAGAGUUUUAAUGGAGUGAAGAGAAAAAUGCCAUGCAGUUCAUUUGAGCCUGGUGCCCUCAGCGUGGGGCGUGGAGCUCCACGUUUUGGCUGCGUCCAGCUGUGCCCCAGAUGCACAGGUGACACCCUGAGGCCCCUGGGACGCCGUGGCUUCGCUCUUGGUCGCUCAGGGUUCUGUUGCACAGCCUCCAGAAGCAUGGCAGAGACGCCGCGCCCGAGUGUGUGGGCACAGCCCGGGGGCGGCCAGGGCAAUCGAUUUGACCAAAUGGAUCCCAUUCUUCCUGGCAGGAGCUGGUAAACUGACCGGGGUUUUGAAAUGUACAGAAUUUCUCUGUAGACGGGAUGGGCUGACAGCAGGGCAGAGGGUGCACCCAGGCCAGUUCACGUGAUGUCCUCUCAUGGACGGGCCGCGGCUGUUGGAGAUGAAAGGUCAGACCACAGCAUUGUAAUACGCAGCUGGUACCCAGGUGGGUGUCUCUGACAAGGUGACAUCACUAAUAGACAGCACCUGAAAACCAGUGUGCCGUGGAGAAACGCUCCCUGGUGUAAACUGCCCGCCUGGGCCUGGCACCUUUGAGACCAGAGCGAGCCUGGAACCUGGGCAGCGCGAUGCUCUCUGCCUGCUGCGCGGCCAGACUGCAUGGCCCGGCGAUGAGCCCCCAGUCUGGGGACAGGUGCACCUUGCUCUGUAAUGUCCUGAAUUGGCUGCCCCGAUUUAUACUCCCACCAUGCCUCGCAUUCUGUCUGGUGGUCUUUCUGCUGUGAAAAGUGUUCAUUUUGCCUUUUUGGGUAUGCUUUCCUGCAUUAGCCAUUUUGAACAGAGAAAGGAAAUACUGGAGACCCUCUGAAUUCUGAUCUUCUGCUGAUUUUAUAAAUUCUGAUUGUGAAGUUGGGGUAAGAGUUCAAAGGCCCAGGGGAGUCUAGAUGCCUUGGAACAUUGUGCCUGUUUUAAUAUGAUGAGCUUUUAAAACACUGUUUAAACAUGAAUCCAUUCUUGUGAUUGCGAAUAUUCAGCUAAUUUUCAAUAUUGGUGAUUGCAUAACUGAUUUUUUUAUAUCUGGAAAUAUAUUCUUAUGUGCUACUUUUCUUAUCUCGAAACUAUUUCAUACAAUAAAUAUUGUUUACUUUUUAGUCAUUUCAAAGAGAAGAAUUUUGUUG
Manis javanica (Malayan pangolin) is the source of this 5170-nucleotide messenger RNA. RefSeq names its product SFT2 domain containing 2 (gene SFT2D2). Gene Ontology annotation, cellular component: membrane. Gene Ontology annotation, biological process: vesicle-mediated transport. NCBI's taxonomy places the organism in Eukaryota, Metazoa, Chordata, Mammalia, Pholidota, Manidae. The record is from RefSeq and is a predicted model, not a curated record.